CGACCAGUUGCGUUACGGUGGCGUCGCUCGGGCGAUCGGUUUGCGUCUCGUCUUUCACGUCGCGAGGUUGCGUUCCGGAAUUUCUCGAUUCGACUGCAACUUCAUACCGAUCGUACGGUGCGCGCGCGCGCGCCUCAGUGUAACGGCCAACGCGAUUUGCGCUCGAUGUUGCAGUUGUGAAAACGCGAGAAACACCGUCAAAGUGCGAGCAACGAGCAUCGACACGCGCGACGGCAGGAGCAGGUCGCGUCGAAGGAGCUCGGGCGACGAGGAUCGCGAAUUCGCAGCAGCGGCUUGGAUUCUCGAGAUCGCGGAUUUCGGGUCGCGACGACUCCAGUCGGGACUCCAACCUUCCACGACUGCGAGCGAGCCACAGCGCGGAAUGCGGCGCGGUCAGCCGAUGGACGAUGGCCGUUAGAUCGAAUCGCACAGUGAACCUGGCCGGUGAGCAAGAGCGCACGGUGGCACUCCCGGAAGGAGAAGAGAGAUGACACGCGGGGUCGCGCGAUAGAGAACGAAGCUGCGACCUUUUCGCGUGAGAGCAACGCGACAGAGAAGAAACGGCCUUGGAGGCGGCGAAUGACAGCUACUGGUGCUGCUGCUGCUGCUGCCAUUGCUGCUGAACAGUCAACCGGCCGCUUACCGUCGGCGAUUUAUUCGGCUUUCGCAACCUCUCUCGAUCGCCGACACCGGUCGUGACCUCGAAAGGAGCUCUCUUCCAUCUGACCGAAGAAAGAAAAGGAGAAAACGACAGAGGAGGCUGACCUCUUCCCCAAGAUCUCCUUCUCGCGGGCGACCAGACGGAACGACAACGACAAGGUGGUGGCGGCACAAUGUAGCAACUGAUCCGGCCGAGAAAGACGAAUUUUACUGGCGAGUGACUGCGAGAAAAAGCGAAUGCGAAGAAUCGACGAAGAACCCCGCGAGGGAGAGGGAAACGCGAGGAUGAAGACAAUGGGCGAUGUCGUCGCGGACCCCAUUGACGAGACCGAUGACGCGAUGCAGCCCAUCGGCGUCAGCAAGGAGUUCGGCCAGAAGACGCUACGGUCCCUCAAGAGGGGACUGGGUCGGCUCUGGAGGAGGCACAGGGGCAACGCGUCGAUAACCGAGUACGAUCCCUGCUACAAGGUCGCGUAUCUUGGAAAUGUGCUGACUGGAUGGGCCAAGGGUGAAGGCUGCGUCGAGAAGCCCGUGUCGACCCUAUGGCGAAACUACGUAAGCAGCAGUAGGCCUGAUGUCUCUAUGAGGUUAACAGUCACUAGCGGUGGUCUCACCGCAACCACGAAGGACCACGGCCUGACGGAGUACUGGGCCCAUCGUGUGACUUAUUGCACGGCCCCGGCUUCCCAUCCGCGACUCUUCGUCUGGGUUUACAGGCACGAAGGUCGCAGGCUCAGGCCCGAAUUGAGGUGCCAUGCCGCUCUGUGCAGCAAGGAAUCCACCGCAAGGAGGCUCGCCUCGAUCUUGAAUACUCGGUUGCAACAGGCGCUCUUGGAAUUCCGCCGGGACAAGGUCUCGCGGCAAAACGCCAGGUUGUCUCUGGCGAAUGCGUUGUACGAUAAUCCAUCGUUGCCGCGUAGGAAACUUCUUCUGAGUACCGGUGGCCAGAAUUAUCGACCGCCCCUGGAGAGGUCGAAGAGCGCGCCGAAAUUAUCGGCGAUCGAGGAGGAUACGGUGGCCGAAGAGAUGGAGCAGCAGAGGUUGCUGGAGGAGCUGCGCUCACUGGAGAACGUAGCGCGUAGCUGGGAGGACCAAGACGGUUGGAGGAUAGCCAGGCUUCUGGACGCCCUGAACCGCGAGUCCUCUGAUGAGAACGGCAGUAUCUCGAGCGGAUGCGAGACUGCCAGCACGGCAACGAGCGAGGAGAGAGCUUCCGGCCCAGAAGAGCAUCACGCGCAGAAUCAAGCCGAUCAACAGGGAUCGAUCAAGAGGGUCAUUUUCGCGGAUGACAGAGUCAGCAGAGGGCUAGGACCGCGAAGGAAUUCGGAAGGCUCGCCUCAUUUCAUGACAUGCGCCGGUAGUCCGCGUUUUAAUCCCAUAGAUUCCAGAGAGAGGUUUCCCCUGAGGAGCGAGGAGGAGGAGUCGAUGGAGGAAGAAGAGGAAGAAAUGGAGGACACCACGUCGAACGUGUUCGACUUCGAAGAUGUCGAGGACUUGGAUGACGUAGUGGAUUAUCGACCGCGAGGCGAGAUGUUGAGCAGAAUCGAAGAGCCACAAAACACGGAGAGGCGAGCGAACGAAAAGUAUCCUGGCAGAAUAAGCCACGAGUUCCUGCAGAACGACGAGACAUCAUUCCUCACUCUGGAUUCCCUCGACGAGGAGGCCGACAGCGACGAAAGCGGUUACGUCGAGGCACCACCAAAGUCUUUACUUGGUCAGGACGAAAGGAAGGAGGAAGAAGAGAGCGAGCGAUUAGAAUCGUUCAAGAAUCAAUCGUUAGAUUCGAUGACAAUGUGUAAAAACGUGAAAGCUAACGAUAACGAAAGUCAACGAACGAAACACGAGGAUCCCAAAGUAGCAGACAAGCAGGAGGAGCGAGAGUCCCAAAAGGUAGAGAAGAAGGAUUCUUUGUUGGUGGUCGACGACAAUCAAAGAAUAAAAGAAAGGGAGAGGGAAAGAGCGGAUUUCAAGUAUCCUAUCUCGGAAACAAUCAGAAAAUUCGCUACCGCAACCCUGAGAAAUUCCAAGUCUCUAGAGAUGACGAGCAAUAGUUGCAUGAAUGUCUUGAACAAUUUCAAAACCUCAAAGUCGUUCGACAACGUGAAGAACGAUGAGAUUACUGUGGAAUCGCCGAGUCUCCACCAAAGGAAGCAAUUAUUGGCACAACGUGGUGUCAUGGUUUAAAGUCCUUUUUGAAUCGCUUCAGUUACAUAUUAUGGAUUGAACGGAAAUCAAUGACAAUCGAAGACAUUUAUCCGUCAUUGAGUUUUCGCUCGGAAAUACUUGUGACAAUGUUUGUCGGAAAUGCCGAAAUGAGAGAGUGCGAAUCGAUAUUCGUGCAAAAAUGUGCCUGAUCUACGUCCUUGAUCGUUUUACUAAAUUGUGUCAGCUGUUUCGUUUGUCAGACGAAAAGAGUAUCUGAUUACAAGCAUCGUAUUCAUUAUGGAGUCAUUUUCCUUACCGCUCGUAGUGUAUUCAUAAUACGCUGUAAAAUAUAUGAUAUUAUCCUCGGUGAUGGAUGUAUCGCGUGUAUUGUCAUAUUUAUACCAAGGAAAUCGAUGGGAUUUGAAUAACGUUGAAGCAAUAUUUGAGACAUGAUUCAAGCAAACUGCUAGCUUUCGAGAGAUCCGGCUGGAGUCUUCUUUCUAACGUAUAGUUAGAAAAACCCAUCAUCGAGUUAUAAAAAGGUGCUACUUAGUAUCGGAACUAGACUCAGGCGUAAUAUUCUAAGGAGUGAUAGAAAUUACUAAUGAAUAAGUUUCUGUUUUGAAUAAACUGUAACUGCAAUGUCAUCGCUUUAUUAUUCAGUAAUAAUAUGCUGAAUAAUGUUCUAUAAUCAUCGUAGACGCAAAACUACAUCUAGUUCCGAUACUGACAUUACUACUGGUUGACAAGGAAAAUAUACCCAUAUUAUAACGCAGGGCGGAUGUGAAGAUACAAGUGUAAUAUUGAAUCUUUAAUCGAAUCUUUAAUCUGUAGCACGAUAUAGUAUGAUAUAAAAUAUAAAAACAUCCUGAAGAACGAUUGAAGAACGGAUAAGUUCAUUUCAAUAUGAUGUAUAAUCACGAUAAAACUCGGGACAAGCUAAAUAACCUUUAGACACGUUUAUGCCUCGUCGAAGUGUAACGAGCUUCAUAAUUUAGCAAUACGAUAUUUCGGAUCGUUACAUCUUGCAUGCUUUCAUAAAUGACAGAUUCCGUAAUAGAAGCCUGUUUGUCUUCGAAGAUAGGGAUCUACUGAACCGACCGAGUCUAGUAGUUAUCGACAAUGCCUCAUGUCUUACCAAUCAUACGCGCAUCUGACGCAGCAUACUACUCGAUAAACGGAUAAUAACUAAUAAAUCGGUAAACCUUCGAAGAUUCAUUUCGUGAGAUACGAAUGUCGUAAAAUCAAUGUAACCGGCGGUACAGUUGACAAAAACCGCGCGAAUAAUUGUAUCUGUAAUUGUAAUUUUUCACAAAAAUGGACAUACUGAACGUUACUCUUAUAAGAGUAAAACUAAGAGGAACGAAUCGAAAUUGCAACAUGAUUUUCCGCUCUUAUUGCAUUCACAAACAUUUGAAUUGCGAUGUGUCUUAAGAGCGACUGAAAAUGAUCCUUUCGUAAGAUUAGAAUGUCGUGUAUUAUUUUUUAAGUUUCUUGGAGUGAAAUUUCAUUCGAACAGUGGAGUGACCGACGAGUAACUCGAAUUUGAGAGAGAGAAACUCUAAUUUUUCGCUCAUAAAAUAAAUCCUCUACUCUGAAUCAUUGAGUGAAUAUUUUCAUUCGAAAUUGAAGAGCAAAUCUGUAAUGUAUUUGAUUGUUACACGAAAUAUAUAUUCACUCUGAUCGAUCGAAACAUUCGCAAGAAUUCAUUCUAAGCGAAAAUACCGCCACUUUUCAUUAGUUUCGAAUGAGAUUCCAUUGCGAGAAAUUUAGAGAGAGUAUGUCACUAUUAAGAACAUAUUGAUAGACAAGAGUGAUUGCAAGUUUAUUUUGACAAAGCGGCGACUUCACUUUGUCGCUUUAAUAUAAUGUUAAGUUUAUUUAAACAAGACGGAUCGGUGGUGUACUCGUCGUUAAUUCGGGUUCUGUCAUGUGACUUCGUUACACCAAAAGCGAAUAAGCUCUUUUCCUUUUCUGUAUCGGUUGAUUGCGAGAUAUGGUAAUGUAUAGCUAAAUAAACUAUUCGCGUGACAAAAAAUAA
Odontomachus brunneus is the source of this 4846-nucleotide messenger RNA. RefSeq names its product trichohyalin. NCBI's taxonomy places the organism in Eukaryota, Metazoa, Arthropoda, Insecta, Hymenoptera, Formicidae. The coding region runs from base 898 to 2844 and encodes 648 amino acids. The record is from RefSeq and is a predicted model, not a curated record. The transcript is spliced from 5 exons.